UUAACCAAUAAUCUCCCCAUCUGUUUCGUCCUUCAACAUCAACUGAAAGAAAUGUCUUACACCAGCGUGGCCCGCUUGUAUGCCAAUGUUAAUCAGAACAUGCCCCGAGAGUACUGGGAUUAUGAUAAUUUACAAGUUCAAUGGGGGUUACAAGAUAAUUAUGAAAUAGUGCGUAAAAUAGGUCGUGGAAAAUAUUCAGAGGUUUUCGAGGGAGUCAACAUUGUGAAUAAUGAGAAAUGUGUUAUCAAAGUUCUUAAACCGGUAAAGAAGAAAAAGAUCAAACGUGAAAUAAAGAUCCUGCAAAACCUGGCUGGAGGUCCAAAUAUUGUUUCGCUUUUGGAUGUUGUGAGGGAUUCUCAGUCCAAGACGCCAUCUCUUAUUUUCGAAUAUGUAAACAACACUGAUUUCAAGGUGUUAUACCCAAAGUUUACCGAUUACGACGUUCGCUAUUAUAUCUUUGAGCUUUUGAAGGCAUUAGAUUUCUGUCACUCGAAAGGUAUUAUGCACAGAGAUGUGAAACCGCAUAACGUAAUGAUUGACCAUGAAAAACGCAAAUUGAGACUGAUAGAUUGGGGUCUGGCCGAAUUUUACCACCCUGGAACUGAAUAUAAUGUACGUGUUGCCUCAAGAUAUUUCAAAGGUCCGGAGUUGUUAGUGGAUUUCCAAGAAUAUGAUUACUCGCUCGAUAUGUGGAGUUUAGGUUGCAUGUUUGCUAGCAUGAUUUUUCGCAAAGAACCGUUUUUCCAUGGACAUGAUAAUUAUGAUCAAUUGGUAAAAAUUGCAAAGGUGCUUGGCACUGAUGAACUGUUUGCAUACCUUGAUAAAUACGACAUAGAGCUGGAUGCUCAAUAUGAUGAAAUCUUGGGAAGAUAUCAACGAAAACCAUGGAACAAAUUCAUUACCAACGAAAAUCAAAAAUUUGUCACAAAAGAAGCAAUCGAUUUUCUCGAUAAAUUGUUACGAUAUGACCACCAGGAACGGUUGACACCCGUAGAAGCCAUGGAACAUCCUUAUUUUGAUCCGGUAAAACAACAAUCUCGAGCUGAAGGAAAUGGAACUCGAGCAUAA
Messenger RNA from Acaulospora morrowiae, 1068 nucleotides. The record is from the annotation of a GenBank genome assembly. NCBI's taxonomy places the organism in Eukaryota, Fungi, Glomeromycota, Glomeromycetes, Diversisporales, Acaulosporaceae.